AUGCAUUCCUUGGGCAAGCAGCGCGGCAGGCCCGCGGGCUCCAAAAACAAGCCCAAGCCCAUCACCGCCUCCACAACCGAGCCCACUGCCGCUGAGGAGCCCACCAAGUUCGCCUUCAUCCACGUGCCCGAGGGCGAAGACGCCAUCGAGUCCAUCGUCGAGCUAGCUCGCCGCGAACACGUGAGCGUCACCGUCCUCGGUGGGAGCGGCGCCGUGGCCAGCGUCACACUCAGCCACACGCCAGGUGGCGCCACCGGGUUCACGCUCCAUGGACCCUUCUCACUGGUGUCCUUCAGCGGCACCUAUGUUUACAGCAACCAUUACACCCUUAACCCUGGAGCCUCUCCUCCCCCUCGCAUGGCCUUGGCAAUCAACCUCUGCACCUCCGAGGGCCAGAUCUUCGGCGGCACCGUCGGCGGCAAAGUCAUCGCCGCCGAGGACGUCACCCUCACCGUCUCCACCUUCAAGAAUCCCGAGGUUUACAAGUUUCACCCUGAAGAGGAUAACAACAACAACGGUAACAAUAAUAAUAAUAACAAUGUUAAUAAUGCUGAUGGGGGUGCUCAUCUGUCAGCGUUCAACACUGUCCCAGUUUGGUGAAGCAAAUAACUGAAUGCAACGAAGAUCCCUCUCAACAUGUUGUGGUUUAACUUUUGUUUUUGUUUUCAGGUCAAAAUUUAGAGUCUGUUUGAAUAUAGUCUAGAAGAGUUUUUCUGCAGGAAAUAAAGAAUGUUUCUUGUAGUUAAACUUUUAAAAAAUUUCUAAAUAAUUUGUAUUCAAACAUAAUGUGUAAGUUGGUAUAGUGUGGUAUCAUAGGUGUGGAAUAAGAGGAGGGUUCUCUUAAAUGUUUUAUUUGCUGGUGUUCUGUAUCAGUGUUGGAUCUAUAUUAAAUAAAUU
Messenger RNA from Cajanus cajan (pigeon pea), 897 nucleotides. Its product is annotated as AT-hook motif nuclear-localized protein 17. Lineage: Eukaryota; Viridiplantae; Streptophyta; Magnoliopsida; Fabales; Fabaceae. The record is from RefSeq and is a predicted model, not a curated record. Gene Ontology annotation, cellular component: nucleus. Gene Ontology annotation, molecular function: minor groove of adenine-thymine-rich DNA binding; DNA-binding transcription factor activity.